UGUUCACGUCAGACUUUCAACCCACGUCUCUUCUAUUUCAUCUUUUAGCUUUCCAUGCAACUCCAAACACCUACAAGCGCAAGAACCUGGAGAACCAGGUGGACACCAAACCCUGCGGCAUCGCGUGCUACAUGUACCUGGUGCAGGACGGGGUGGUGAGCGAGUACCCCGUGGGCGUGGUCGACGAGCGGGCCAAGACGCCCUCCAAGCGCCCGGUGGGCCGCCGCCGCGGACGAGUGCCGAACAGCAACAGCCGACCCGGCACGCCGUCCGUUUCCUCGGAAACCAAAGACACGGACAGCGACCGCGAGGGCAGCAAAGACGACGACAGAGACAACGACAAAGACGAAGACAACGACGAAGACAACGACGAAGACAAGGACGACGACAGAGACAACGACGACAAGAAGGACGAGAACACCAGCAGCUCAGGUACAAACGCUCGCUCGUUAU
Molecule: messenger RNA, 453 nt
Organism: Etheostoma cragini (Arkansas darter)
Lineage: Eukaryota; Metazoa; Chordata; Actinopteri; Perciformes; Percidae
Product: histone-lysine N-methyltransferase EZH2-like
Exons: 2
Source: RefSeq, a predicted model, not a curated record